GUCCUCGAACCACACUUGCUUGUCAGUUGUCAUGCACACCGACCGUCUACAGCCUUCAGGUGUUCAAAAUUCGAGGGUUUCCACUUUCCAAAAAUCUCACUCAGCUCGCCAAUGGCGGCAACAGUAGCUCUUCAGCUCAGACCCAAGCACAGAACCAUCGGAAACCCUAAUUUCAUUCACUUCUUCUCGUCUUCAACCUCAGACCCCAACGCCGAAGACCAAAACGCCACUUCUUCACCACCAUCGCAGCCACAACCACAACCACAAUCACAGUCACAGUCACAGUCACAGCCACAACCUUCGUUCUCUUCCUACUUCAGCGAGGUCAAAUCCAGUCUCAAACAAUCACCACCACAGCAAAGGCAACCUCGCAAGCCGUUCCCUCCUUCCUUCUCCACCACAAACACCACCAACGUCGCACCCCUCGAAGACAUACUCAAGAACCUCGCCGAAUUCCGCAGUCGCUCCGCCGUCCCACCGCCUGGCGGCCAACCAUCGCCUCCGCAGUCCCAGCACGUCUCGUUCCAGGAGCUCUACAAGCGAAAUGUGAUAUCGACAGGUGAAGGAUCUAACGCCGCGGAAGCCAAUAAAGACACCAAGCUGUCGUUUCAAGCAAUUCGCGAGAGCAUGCGGCAGAUUCGAUCGAACACGCCGAAGCAACAAGGCAAUGGAGGUGUUAGGCUGAACGAUCCAAUGUCGCUUUCGAAUUUUAAAGAGGUUUUGAAUACAAAAUCGGGUGAUCCGAAUGCGAACAAGUCUAAGACGGCGUUCGGAGGGAAUGACCUACCGUUAUCGGUGUUUGGGAGGGAAAUGAAUGCGAAGAUGAAUCUAGAGUCGGCGGUGAUGAAGACGGAGUUUGUGAAGAUGUAUGAUUAUGAUGAGUUGGGGAAGAAGUUGAGGAUGUUGAGGCCGGCCACGAAUGGGGGGAAUUGGUUUUCAUUUGGAGAGUUGAACCAGAGGUUAAUGAAGUUGAGGGAGAUUGAGGAGAAGGAAACCCAGUCAAAAAUUGUCGGCGUCAAUUAUAGCGAUUUGAGAGAGAGUCUUCAGAAGUUGAAGCUUUUGGAUGAGGAGAAGAUCAAGAAAGUUUCGUUUCAAAAACUCAAUGUCUUAGGCCAGCUUACUGGACCUCCGACCUUUAUGCUGUCACCUCCGAAAGAGCAAGUAGUUGAAAAGUAUUUCCAUCCAGAUAACAUGUCAUCUGCAGAGAAACUGAAACUUCAGCUUAAAAAAGUCAGAGAUGAAUUUAAAUUGUCAGAGUCGGAUUGUGGAUCUACUCCUGUUCAAGUGGCACAACUCACAACAAAGAUCAAGCACCUGUCUUCAACUUUGCACAAAAAGGAUAAGCAUUCUCGGAAGGGUCUUCAAGGCAUGAUUCAGAGGAGGAAGAAGUUGUUGAAGUAUCUCCGUAGAACUGACUGGGAUUCCUACUGCCUUAUUCUCUCUAAACUUGGUCUCCGAGACAACCCAGAUUACAAGAAUUAAAUAAGCAUGUAUCAAUGUCUUCCUUUUUCUUAACCCCGCUCUUUUGGGCGAAUGAAUUUUAAUCUAGGCGGAUUUCUUUUUCUUUAUUGUCCUCUUGUCUUCUAUGUGAAACAUUAGUUGUAGUUCUCUGGAGAACUUGUUUUAUUGAUGUCCACUCUCUAGAUCAUAUAAAGGAGCAGCCUAGAGAUCGAAGCAGUGAUUGCUUGAGGAGCUGUUUAUGGAUUGUCCCGAUGGAUUUAUUCACUGUUUUUGUAGUUCCAUGUUAGCUCUUUGUAGUUAAACCAAGUCAUUAAUUCUUUGUUCAGAAACC
Cornus florida is the source of this 1792-nucleotide messenger RNA. RefSeq lists its product as uncharacterized. Gene Ontology annotation, cellular component: ribosome. The record is from RefSeq and is a predicted model, not a curated record. The transcript is spliced from 5 exons. Gene Ontology annotation, biological process: translation. Gene Ontology annotation, molecular function: structural constituent of ribosome. The coding region runs from base 112 to 1482 and encodes 456 amino acids. Lineage: Eukaryota; Viridiplantae; Streptophyta; Magnoliopsida; Cornales; Cornaceae.